Messenger RNA from Branchiostoma belcheri (Belcher's lancelet), 2225 nucleotides. Its product is annotated as long-chain specific acyl-CoA dehydrogenase, mitochondrial-like. The record is from RefSeq and is a predicted model, not a curated record. Gene Ontology annotation, molecular function: long-chain fatty acyl-CoA dehydrogenase activity; flavin adenine dinucleotide binding. NCBI's taxonomy places the organism in Eukaryota, Metazoa, Chordata, Leptocardii, Amphioxiformes, Branchiostomatidae. Gene Ontology annotation, cellular component: mitochondrion. Gene Ontology annotation, biological process: fatty acid beta-oxidation using acyl-CoA dehydrogenase; carnitine metabolic process, CoA-linked; long-chain fatty acid catabolic process. The coding region runs from base 14 to 1357 and encodes 447 amino acids. The transcript has 10 exons.
AAGGUCGGCCAAGAUGGCGGGGGCUGUACGAACUGUUCUGUCCGGAGUUUUGUCUCGUCGUGUCCAUAUUGCUGCUAGUUCCUGCUGCCGACUUCCCGUAGCCUCAUCCACACAACUGUACAGAUGUCGGAGUACCGGAGCGCCGGAGGAGGUCGUUGCCAUGGAGAUGUUCCGGCUGGAGACGACCUCUGCGCCGACCUUGAUGGACAUCGGCACGCGGAGAAUCUUCCAGGAGGAACACGACAUCUACCGGGCCAGCGCCAGGAGGUUCUGGGCAGAGGAGGUCCUGCCUAACCACACACAGUAUGAGAAAGACGGGCAGGUAAGCCGUGAGGUGUGGCUGAAGGCAGGAGAGCAAGGCCUGCUGGGAGUGAACACUCCGGAGGAACUGGGCGGAAUCGGAGCAGACGUCUUGUACUCAGCUGUCAUGUGGGAGGAACAGUCAUACUCGAACUGCAGCGGACCCGGGUUUGCGUUGCACACUGAUAUCGUGAUGCCUUACAUCGCCAAGUACGGCUCGCGGGACCAACACGAGAAGUUCCUCCCUGACAUGACGGCUGGUCGGAAGAUCGGAGCGAUCGCGAUGACAGAACCGGGAGCUGGCAGUGACUUGCAGGGUGUGAGAACCAACGCUAGAAAGGAUGGAGAUGACUGGAUCCUCAAUGGCAGUAAGGUGUUUAUCACGAACGGUUGGAUGGCUGAUGUCACCAUCGUCGUGGCGAUCACCAAUCCGCAGGCCAAGUCGGCCGCACACGGCAUCAGCCUCUUUCUGGUGGAGGACGGGGUGGAGGGAUUCAAGAAGGGACGAAAACUCGACAAGAUCGGACUCAAGGCUCAGGACACGGCAGAGUUGUUCUUUGACGAUGUCCGCCUGCCUCCAUCAGCCUUGCUGGGUCAGGAGAACAGGGGGUUUGUUUACCUCAUGCAGGAGUUGCCCCAGGAACGGCUACUCAUCGCAGACAUGGGGAUCGCCUCGUCUGAGUUCAUGUUUGAGGAGACCAGGAACUACGUCAAGGAGAGGAAGGCUUUCGGCAAGACGGUCUCAAGACUUCAGACCAUCCAACACAAGCUGGCAGAGAUAAAGACAGACAUCUGUGUGGGUCGGGCGUUUCUGGACCAGUGUCUGGAGCUACACAACCAGGGUCGUCUGGACUCCAACACUGCCUCCAUGGCCAAGUUCUGGGCCUCGGACCUACAGAACCGUGUGGCUACCCAGUGCCUACAGAUGCACGGAGGUUGGGGCUACAUGUGGGAGUAUCCCAUCGCUAAAGCGUUCGUCGACUCUCGUGUCCAGCCCAUCUACGGAGGAAGCAACGAGAUCAUGAAGGAACUCAUCGCUCGCAACAUCGUCAACUAGGGGUCAUCUAAGGACACCGAAAAUUCAACAUCUUCAAGUAGAGGUCAUCUGAGGACACAGAAAAUUCAACAUCAACUAGGGGUUGUCUAAGGACACCGAAAACACAACAUCUUUAACUGGAGCUUGUCUAACUGGCAGCGAAAACAUCAUUAACUAAAAGCUAUUGGACCAUACAAUUGCUCUUUGGUGAUUCAUAUGAAGGAAAUUUUAAAGUAGGAACUUCUAACAAAUCUUUAGAAAAUUAAAGCAAAAAGUGACAUUCCAUUGUCUUUCACAAGCUGGCAAAAUAAUCAAGUUUCCAAAUUCAAAUGUCAAUUUUAAAUGCUGCAUCUCUUUUAAAAAUAAUGAUCUAAAUAAGACAUUUCUACAGAAUUUGACGAAAUUAUUCUUUGAAUAAGCUGGCUUUUGCUGUAUUUUUGUAUUUAUUGCAGUUUUGCCUUGAGUGGUCGUUUGUUUGCCUAAUAUGCAAGUAUAAUGCAAGAACAAACUGUAUUUCACCAGCUGCAAGUCUCCACUUGUUUAGAGGAGAGAAUUUCUCAAUGACAUGCCUGGGUGUCAUCAUGCCCUAAAUGGUGAUGUUGUGUGUGUUGCAAAAACCAUGUGCCUGUGUCAUCAUCCUUCAGACUCCACAUGUAAUUAUGCUACUGAUGUCUGUGAGAAAAACUCUAACACACUGACUUCGCCUUCCAACAGGAUUAAAAGGUAAGCUCUAAAUUAUCCUAUCAUAGUAUUUAGAUAACAGAAGGUUUUACAUUCAAGGAUUGAUUGCUUGAGAUGCAGUGUUCAUAUGUGGAUUUGGUUUAUGCAAGGUCAUUAUAUAGGAUCAUCAUCAAUGUUAUUGAGAAUAAAUUGUACAGUGAAUCUUUCA